GAUACUAGUGUACCCAAGUUUGUACUUUGUAAUUAUGUUCUUAGACGUAUACUCAAUAAUGUUGGCGACCCUGACUGUGAUUGUAACUUGAUCAUGCGAUAACAAACAACUUAUUUAAUCAACAGUAAUGUGUACGUCCAAGAAUGACUAACGUAGAAAAUGCAAUGUAAGGUGCACGUAAAAUAUUCUUAUACCUGUUUUGAAUUAUUAAAAAAAUGAAAGGCCAGUGUUGACCGAAACUUUGUAACGCGUGCACGCAUACUUCGCAUAGGUACUAAGCGAUACGAGACUCAGUUUUAAGUUGAGCGACCACUAUUGUUUUAAAUAACGUAGUUCGUGAAAGACAUUUAACAAGUGAACGUUGGAAAACAGAAAAAUAAACUUAAUAAAUGAACAUGGCGGACAAAAGUUUGGAUAUAAUAGUGAUGGGUGCUACGGGGUUUACAGGAAAAUGUACCGUGCAACACCUUGCAAGACUUACAAAAGAAAAGUAUUGGGAUGUAACUUGGGGAAUCUCGGGGCGUUCUAAGGAUAAAAUGCAGAGUUUAGUCACGGAACUCAAUAAAUUGGGUCUGGAUGUAAAGAAUAUUCCUAUGAUUGAAAGCAACGUUGACAACCGUGAGUCGUUAAAGAAGGCCCUGCAAAUGGCGAAGGUGGUUAUAAAUUGCACGGGACCAAACUCCGUGUUGAGCGCUCCUAUCGUGGAGACUUGCAUCGAAACUGGAACACAUUACCUUGAUAUAUCUGCUGAAAUGUUUCAUAUUCUCCAACUUUACCAAAAAUACAGUAAGACAGCUGAAGAGGCGAGUGUAUUAGUGGUGCCUAGUUGUGGCUACGCUGCUAUACCAACAGAAUCAGCUAUGAUAUAUUUGGAGAGGCAGUUUAAAGGCACUCUGCAUACAGUGGAGUGCUAUACAGCAUUAGAUUUACCAAAGAGAACGUAUAUUCCUGGUCGUGCUCUCAUCCAUAAUGGAACAUGGACUUCUCUCGUGUAUGUGUUGGAAAGUUUCAAGGACCAUCUAAAUUUGUGGAAGGAGCUGUUCCCUAAGCCUGUUGAGCCGGUACCAGAAGAGAUGAACAAAUCCUUCUUCCACCGACACAAUGGCGAAACGUGGUUCCCUUACCCGGGAACAGAGAAUUAUGUAGUAGAAAUGUCGCAAAGAUAUUUACAUGAAAAAACACAAAAGAAACCUGUCCACUUUAAAGCUUACACAACCAUGCCAAUGUUCUUCCAUUACAUUGUAAUCCCUGUAAUGUAUUUAUACUACUAUCUAAGUUAUUUCAAAUGCUUUAGAAACUUGUUAAUCAAUUUCCCUCGACUCGUCACUAUUGGGUAUGCUUCACAAAAAGGACCUACGGAACGAACUAGGAAGGACACGAAAUAUAGCUUCAUUUUGAAUGGCAAAGGCUGGGAUUUGGGCGCUGACUUGAAUACGGAGCCGACAAAGAAGAUGUCAGUAAAGGUGUCAGGCAGUGAUCCAGGCUACGAUACAACAGCAAUUGCAAUUAUAAUGUGUGCUAUCACUAUACUGAAAGAAGGUUCAAAUAUACCUAAAAGAGGAGUCAUAAUGCCCGGUGCAGCAUUCUACAGAACUGAUAUAGUUGAUAGAUUGAUGCACGAAGGCUACACUUAUGAAGUAGUAGGGGCAGGGGACAAUGUCGUACAAGUAGCUUGAAAUCCAGAUAUUGCUAGUAAAUGAUUGUUAUUUAAGAUUAUUUUUUUAUAAUGCUAAUCUACUUCAAUGAUAGCUGCGUUCUCAGUGGAACAAAUAUUUCUUUCUAUCUCGUAUUGUUUUUCUAUUAAACCAAUGAAUGCUUAUUAUUUCAAUUCUUAACCAGACCACAAAGUUAGUGUUUGUAAAUAAAAUGUUUAUUGAUUAGUGGUUAAAGAAAAUGGAAUUUUAAACAUAAUAAUUCUAAGUUAAGUUUUGAUAAUUAUGCUGAAGAACCGGUACCUAAGUAAGCAGGUUAAGUGGUUUUGGGUGGUCGAAUAUUAUGUUAAUGAA
Messenger RNA from Spodoptera litura, 2006 nucleotides. Its product is annotated as saccharopine dehydrogenase-like oxidoreductase. Gene Ontology annotation, cellular component: lipid droplet; mitochondrion; plasma membrane. Gene Ontology annotation, biological process: glycolipid biosynthetic process. Lineage: Eukaryota; Metazoa; Arthropoda; Insecta; Lepidoptera; Noctuidae. The record is from RefSeq and is a predicted model, not a curated record.